Amoebophrya sp. A25 is the source of this 2971-nucleotide messenger RNA. NCBI's taxonomy places the organism in Eukaryota, Dinophyceae, Syndiniales, Amoebophryaceae. The record is from the annotation of a GenBank genome assembly.
CACUAUCCGUAUAUAUAAUUCUCACAGGUCAAUUACAAAGCCAGGCUUCAGAAGCCUUUAGUUACUUCGUAGAGUACAAAUUUUUUCUCCACUGAUACGUGCUACGAUCGACGUAGUUUUCAUUUAUUUAGUAGCCACUGAAGUCUGCUGGUUUAUCUAGUGGACCCGCACCUAACCUAACCUAAAAGGAUAAGGAAAAGUAUUGACGGUAUAUUCGGCUGAAACGGGAGACGUUCGACUUACGUUUUCCGACUAAGCUCUUGGAGAAAUAAUACAGCCUACAAGAACUACAUCUACAGUUGGUCGGCGUGCAUUAGUCGUGCUCUUAAUGUAAUUCACAAGGAAGUUUUUACGUAUACAACGUCUUCACCAUCUUCUUCAUGCCCAUUCGCCAUUCUAAAUUGGAAGGAUUUGGACUUCUGUGUCAAAGAUGAAUGCGCCUGGCGGAAGGAACUACAAGCGGACAGCGCUGGCUGUGGCCGCGAUGGCCGCGUCGACGUAUUUUUUCUUGCGAGUGUUACCAUGCAAGCUUGUCUCUGCUUUGAUGUAUAUGCCGCGGCCAUACAACGACGAACUCGUAAAGAGAUGGCUAAGCGCGGGAGACCUCUGGCCUGGAUACACCCUGCAAGCCCACGCGUACGGUCCACGGAAGUGGGAAAGCUGUUUCAUUUUGCAUCCGCGUGGUAAAUCUUCUCUCUUGCUCGUAUGGAUACGCGGCAUUAUUGCUGAUGUAUAAUAUUUCAAUGUAAGUAGAAGUACAUGUACACGACUUCUUACCUGAAGAGCGAUGGUGAUGGAGCUGGAUACGUCAAAACAACAUUUGCUCUCAGGUUUUUGGGAUACAACAAGGAAGCAACGAAAUUUCUGGCUUGUGUAUGGUGGCAACGCUAUGGUCGCUCUUGAGUGGGUGUCGUUGGUGAAAGCAUGGUCAGAAGGACGCCCCAGACGCGAAGAUAUUGAAGGCGACAGCCCCGCCUUCAUUCUAAUCGACUACCCAAGCUAUGGCUUGUCCGCUGGAGCAGACGAUGCGCCGGCACCAGAUAGCGAGACAAUAGUAGCGACAACUCAGGCUGUCGUCAAUAGCAUUCGAGAGAAGCACAAUGGAAUAUUAAGAAAAGCCGACGAUAGCGCGUAUGCUGCAGUACGGUCCUUUGUAUUAUCCUUUUCAACUAUCAAAAUUUUGAAGAAAAUGAGGAUGACAGCCGUAGUUCGUAUCGAUCUUGUCAAUGAAGUUAGCAGCGUCCGCCUGUUUCAUCUCUUGGAUCCAUGUGGAAACCCACUUCCUCUAUUUUCUCCAACGAAAUGAUUUCUAUCUGUGCUAACUAGUUAUACGAACCAAUGCUAAGGCUUGAAUCGCGUCUAGUUGUAAAUCUGAUCAUGUUGUAUUUCUAAAAAUGUGGCAUUUUGUCGUCGAGAGAAAGACUUCAAAUUUUCAAAUCCAUGAUAGGACACAGACGCAAGUAAAGGCAGCGGACUUGACCUGAUAUUUAACGGUUUGGGACACAGCAUCGGAUGCGCUGCCCUUCUCCACUACGCUAGUAGCGAAGCGCGGAAACCAGGCGGAGCGGUAUUGUCGAACUUGAUUCUGUCUGCGCCCUUCAUGAGCAUCCCUCACGUAGGACAGAAAUUGCUUCCACAACUUCUGCCUGCCCUGGGUUACCUCCCUUUUUUUAAGCGCCACAGGCUAGCUUCUUUUUCUCAGUGUCUUCCGACGUCUGUCUAUUCUUGUCCUCCGAGGAAUCACUCAAUUUAGGGGGAAAAACCGCACCUCAUUGUUCUGCUUGAUUGACAAGAUGAAAGACAGAAGGUGCGGGUUAUUUACUUGAUAGGGCAACUAAGUCAGUGUAAGAAGUAAUACUUCGACUUUCUUGUGUUCGAUAAGGAUAAAGUCACGAUGGAAGAAACAAGUUCAAGUUGCCUCUAAUGUCUCCGUAUACGAGCGCCUCACACCACCGGAACAGAGAUGGAAUAAUCUGCGGGCCGCGGCACGUCUUCCACCGCAGACUCGCAUCGCGCUAAUUCACGGAGUGAACGACGAAAUCUGUGAGUUCCACCAUGGCAAGAGGGUGCAUGCGGUAGUGGAAGAGCGCAUGCGAAAACUUGGCCGGCCACCGCCGGAGUUCAAAAUGAGUCUUACUGCGGGACACAACGAUCUGCUGGAAAUCGAGAAAUCCUGGUACGCUGAGCAAAUUUUCUCGGUAUCGCCGAAAUUUACGGUGGAGGGUCAAGUGCGAGCCACGACGGAAGUGUCAGAAGAUGAAGGAAGCAACGCUCGAAGUAGUCCGAGUAAAAAAGAAAAUAGAGAAGUACAAGUAGGAAAGCCGGCUAAUGAUAAUGUUCGAACGAGGAACAAGACGCUUUCAACAUCAAAUGAUGACCCCACUGAAAAUAAUAAGGAUUCAAGCUUGUAAAAGGUCUUGGGUGAGCCAUCUGUAGUUGCUUGAAAGGUCAUGGGCGAGCUUGAAAACGACCAGCUGUAGUUGCUCUAUUUGAGCUUUCACAGACACCGGAGUGCAAAACGCGUCUCUUCACUGUCAAGCUGAGCUUCUUUCAUUCUACUUAUUCCAUUGGCACCAAGAGAGACCAAUCCGAUCAACGCGGAUGAAAGUUUGUGGCAACGAGUGUCGCCCUGUUGCUCAAGUCUGUAAUUGCCAUCAUCAAGGUGAUGUAUCUUCACUUUCACUUCGUGCGGAAAUGCUCAAAAAGUCCUCCAGCCCUACACAACAAUACACUCAAGCAAAUUUAUAUAUAAAAUCAAGUCUACAACUUCAACUAGUGAUAUACAUACAGAAGGUAUACAUGGGUAUAUGCUUCAACAGUGCUAGUGCUAGUGCUUUUCGUCCAAUGAUAAAUUACCAGUUAUUUUUAUGGAUGCGUCGACUUUUCGAUGCACUGCAUCUUGUAAUAAUGCUAUCUUUGGCACACGGCGUUACGAAUCAAAAGUUCCAUCAACAUACUUAUAAUAGAGUAA